AUGGCCUCCGAAUCUUUGACACCUCGUUAUCAGCUACGUGACAGGGCCAUUACAAAUAUUCCGCCCACGCCUGUUACAGCCAGUAACCUCGUGGUUCAAGGCGCUGUUACACCGGCCAGGAGCUUUUUCGACCUGCCGCCUGAGCUACGAUGCCAGAUAUACCAUCAGAUCUUCGUCACCAAGCCACCCUUCCAGCUCAAGCUCCCACGAAGCUCGGAUAGAAGACGGUACGACCGGGGUAUGAGCAAAUUCAAUGUCCAGUAUGCGUUGGCUGAUCCUAUUUCCAACCCCAUAGGCGCGGUGUCGACUCGACCAAAACCACCUAUCUGGUUCCUCGCAUGCAAGCAAAUGUGCAUAGAGGCCAUUGGUCAGUUUCAGCGAGGCGCUAUUUGGAUAUUGUCGAACAUUGACUCCUUUACAACCCCGGAAGGACCGCAGUUUUCCGUCUGGAAGAACGCUGCAAGUGGGCGUACCCGACGAGUAGGACCGUUUCUGCUCACCCCCAGCGAUGCGCAAGAUAUCAGGCUUAUCAGUGGCCCGCUAAUGCAUGCAUUUGGCGAGAUCGACCAUCGUGGCAAGCCCUUCAACCGAGUCACUUGGGGAUGGGACAAUGACAUUGUGCAACGCUUGAGCUCGAGCGUGGCCACAUCCACUAAUUUGCGGAGCUUGACGGUGAACAUCAUCACCAUGUCACCAAAUGGCUGGAACUCUAAGGGUGGACCGGGAAAUGCACCCUGCAAGGUCGACUACAAGUGGCUCGGAAACCUUGAGUUGCCACAGCUCCAGGACUUGAAGAUCGAGAUGCUCUAUGAUACAGCAUUCGCCGCUGAUAGGAGGAUCAUGGCCGCAUUUGAUGAAGCUACGAUCGAGGUCGGCAUGAAGUUGAUUGGUGGGAAAGGCACAUGGUCGUUCACUCGGACUGGUGGUUCUUGGGUUGCUCCCAGGACGCAGCGUCCCAUAUGCCUCCGGAUUCCGUACACCUUCAAACGGGGUGAGAGCUAG
Messenger RNA from Parastagonospora nodorum SN15, 1002 nucleotides. RefSeq lists its product as hypothetical. The record is from RefSeq and is a predicted model, not a curated record. NCBI's taxonomy places the organism in Eukaryota, Fungi, Ascomycota, Dothideomycetes, Pleosporales, Phaeosphaeriaceae. The transcript has a single exon. The coding region runs from base 1 to 1002 and encodes 333 amino acids.